GCUCAGCGAGGAAGAAGGAAGAGGAAGAGGGAAGGAGCUGCUUUGCUUUUUUGCUGUUGCUGUUGCUUGUUGUUAUUAAGAGGAGGAGGAGGGAGUCCUUUAUUAAUAUUAUUUUAUUUUUUAACGCCAGCUAUGGAUAUCUGCAGCUCCAACACGUGGGAGUGAGCCAGCAAGCAUUUUUGCAACAGGAUGGUAUUAUUAAGAAAAAGACUAAAAUGGUGCCUUUAUAGUAGGAGUGUUAGCAUUGAAGCUGCUGGUGCCUUGUAGCUGCUGCAGCUGUGUAGUGUGUGUGUGGGUGUGUGGGUGUGCAAAAAAAAGAAAGAAAGCGAAAGAAAGUUAGCUCAUGAGUAGCUAAUGCUUAAGGCCUUCCGUUUCCUUUUUGGCUUUGCAGGACAGCUUAUUGUUUAAUUCCUGCCUUUUGUUACAAAGAGAAAAAAGCUCGUUUUUUGCUGGCGUUUGCAGCUUUUUUGUGUGUGAGUGUGUAUCUGUGAGUGUGUGUGUGUAUCUCUGUGUGUGUGUGUGCUGUCUCUCAUCUAAAUAAGGCUGAAAUGAAGAGAGUGAACAGCUUACAGAGGUUCAUGAACAGACGGGCCUCUGCGAACUGCCGCUACCAGCCCACCUGCUACGAGCAUGCUGCAAACUGCUACACUCAUGCAUUCCUCAUCAUGCCGGCCUUCGUUGGCAUGGCGCUGCUGCACCGGCUGUCCGACAACAGCUGGGAGAGGAUCACGGCCUGGGUGUACGGGAUGGGACUGUGCGCUCUCUUCUUGGUCUCCACUGUGUUUCAUAUCGUCACCUGGAAGAAGAGCCACAUGAGGUCCAUGGAGCAUUGUUUCCACAUGUGUGACAGAGUGGUCAUCUAUUUCUUCAUCGCUGCCUCCUACACACCGUGGUUGAACCUGCGUGAGCUCGGCCCGCUAGCAGCACACAUGCGCUGGUUUGUGUGGCUGAUGGCUGCUGCUGGAACCAUUUAUGUCUUCAACUAUCAUGAAAAGUAUAAACUUGUCGAGCUGGCCUUCUAUCUGACGAUGGGUUUCUUCCCCGCGUCAGUGGUGACGUCAAUGAGCAACACGGAGGGGCUUCAUGAGCUGGCCUGCGGAGGACUCAUCUACUGCCUUGGCGUUUUCUUCUUUAAGAGCGACGGCGUCAUCCCCUUCGCCCACGCCAUCUGGCACGUGUUCGUGGCGCUGGCUGCAGCCGUGCACUACUACGCCAUCUGGAAAUACCUCUACAAGGCUCCCAGCGCCGAUUCCCUCCUAGACUCGUGACCAUGGCAACGCUGGUGCUCCUCCUCUUCUUCCUCCUUCCUCCUCCUCCUCACCUCUCUCUUUAUCUCAACUCCCUCAACUGCCCGCUAACGCUGCAGCGACAGCCGAAAAAGUUUACGAAAAAAAAAAAAUCUUGACCAUGAAUUGUUUACUGUUUUCUAACGUGGAGGAGAACAGUCUCUCUCUCUCUCCCUCUCUCUCUCUGUGUAGCUCUAUCAGCGUUUCCAUGACGACCAAAAAAAAAGAAGCUACUUUCAGAGUUGUUUUGUACGACUUCAGUAUUAAAAAAAAGAAAAAGAGAGGGUGCGAAUUUAUGACUUUUUACACUUGGUAAUUAAAACCUUCGGCACAUUGAUUGAUGAGUAUUUGAGGAACAAAAUGUUUUAUAGCAGUCUUUUUUGUAUCACGACGAAGCGAGUCACAUUCCACAGUUUGGGGUCGUUUUUGAGUGUCAAAAUAAAAUACCUGGAGAUUCAUCUUUUUCUUUUUUUUCUUUUUUUUUUUUUUUUUCUGAGGUUUUUGGAGGUUUAUUGAAAUGAGGUGCUAAAAGUAAAAGUCAGCUGUUAUUAGUAGCAGGGCUGGGUAUAAUAAGGUGGAUGUUUUAUUUACUGUAUCUACAUCUGAUAUUAAAAAUGAGAGAUAUUCACUCUUUU
Molecule: messenger RNA, 1921 nt
Organism: Scomber japonicus (chub mackerel)
Lineage: Eukaryota; Metazoa; Chordata; Actinopteri; Scombriformes; Scombridae
Gene: mmd
Product: monocyte to macrophage differentiation-associated
Exons: 7
Coding region: 549-1268 (239 amino acids)
Cellular component (GO): membrane
Molecular function (GO): pore-forming activity
Source: RefSeq, a predicted model, not a curated record